CAUGUUCAUAAACAUGCCAAUAAACAUAAAUGCCCAACUUGCUGUAAAUCACGUGGUAGUCCAGGGUGGAAUGACAAGAUUCAUUCAACCAACAAUAUAGUAAACUAUGAUAUUUCUACUCCGCAAGAUUGUUGUAAUUCAUGUGUUGAAGAUCCAAAUUGCGUUGAAUGGUUGUUUCAUAAUCGUGAUAAGCCAGAUAAGCCAUUCUGUACGCAUGGCUUCAAUUCGAGUGAUCCAAAUAGCGAAACUUGUUCAGGUGAACUCUUUACGCCAAGUAGCUUCCUUACGCCAAGUGGCUUAAAAAAUGAUGAAGGUGGUAUUAUUCGUUGCAGUGACGGCA
Racocetra persica is the source of this 340-nucleotide messenger RNA. The record is from the annotation of a GenBank genome assembly. Lineage: Eukaryota; Fungi; Glomeromycota; Glomeromycetes; Diversisporales; Gigasporaceae.